CAGAACGGAAGUGCAUUAUGAGACACCGCAGUGAGAAACAGAACAAUUCACUUUUCCUUCUAAGCUGUCGUUUAUCAUACUGCUGAAAGAAAAUUCUUUUUUUGUUUUUUUGUUGUUUUUUUACUUAAUUCUCUUGUUUUAAUCCUCCUAUACGAAAACGUUUCUUUGGGAUUAGGAACGUAUUCUCAGGAUGGACCCCGCUCUGCUGAGGGAGCGGGAGCUGUUCAAAAAGAGAGCCCUCUCCACUCCUGCUGUAGAGAAAAGACCUGCCUCUGCUGAUUCAGGCUCACACAAAAAGAAGAAACCUAAAGUCGACAGGGACAGCUCCUCCGGCACCAAACAUGGCUCUGAAUCCACAAAUGGCAUCAACAUCAAGACGAGUUCUGGGUACAAAUUCGGAUGCUUGGCCAAAAUAGUCAAUUACAUGAAGACGAGGCAUCAGAAUGGUGACACCCACUUCCUGACAUUAGAUGAAAUUUUGGAUGAGACCAAACUCCUCGAUAUCGGCAUGAAGCAAAAACAGUGGCUUAUGAAUGAGGCUCUUGUCAGUAACCCAAAAAUUGAAGUUCGAGAUGGCACAUAUGGGUUCAAACCAAAGUACAAUCUAAAAGACAAAAAAGCCCUGCUCAGGCUUCUGGACAAACAUGGACAGCAGGGACUGGGGGGAAUUCUGCUGGAUGAUGUUGAGGAGGGCCUUCCCAAUGCUGCCAAAGCCAUUAAGGCUUUGGGAGAUCAGAUCAUCUUUGUUACAAGGCCAGACAAAAAGAAGAUUCUUUUUUACAAUGACAAACACUGCCAGUUUGUUGUAGAUGAAGAGUUUCAAAAGCUGUGGAGGAGCGUUCCUGUUGAUUCAAUAGAUGAAGAAAAAAUUGAAGAGUAUUUAAAGAAACAAGGCAUUUCCUCAAUGCAAGAAACGGGACCAAAGAAAGUGUUACCAGUCCAGAAGAGGAAGAAGCAGAGUGGACAGAGGAAAAGGCAGUUCAAGACUCACAACAAUCACUUGGCUGGUGUUUUGGAGGACUAUUCAGAUGGUGUGCCAGCCAAUAAAUGAAACGCCUCCCUUCCUUUAGGGUCAGAAAACAGUAUUUUUGGAAACAGCUGGAUGUGCGCAAACUAUAAUACAGACUUCUCUUUUUUCCAUCUGUCAUCUCUGGUCUUUAUUGGUUUUAGUUUGUUAAUUUUGGCUUUUAUUUUGGAUCAGAGAUGAGAGGAACACAAGACUGUGCAAGAUCAAUAGGUCACAUGCUAUUAAUGCACUAGAAUUUGUUUUUAUACAUAUACCAUAGUGUGAGGAAAAUGCUGUGACUGUUUGGAGGACCAGAUGUCACAUGUUCUCUUUAAUCAGCCAGUGCUGUGCAGUACAGUGAUUAAUUACAUUGAACAUUACACAAUUUUAAUUAUCUGUUAUUGGGACAUUUAUUUAAUACUCUUAUAAUUUCAGGACUUGAUUUCUUUUUAAAUAAAUGUUUAAAUAAAUGAUCUAUGAAGUGUA
Molecule: messenger RNA, 1492 nt
Organism: Boleophthalmus pectinirostris (great blue-spotted mudskipper)
Lineage: Eukaryota; Metazoa; Chordata; Actinopteri; Gobiiformes; Gobiidae
Gene: gtf2e2
Product: general transcription factor IIE, polypeptide 2, beta
Exons: 8
Coding region: 191-1051 (286 amino acids)
Biological process (GO): transcription initiation at RNA polymerase II promoter
Cellular component (GO): transcription factor TFIIE complex
Source: RefSeq, a predicted model, not a curated record